UGGCUGUGAUGUAGAACUGCCACCCAGAGAGCCGAGGGUGUGUGUGUGUGUGUGUGUGUGUGUGUGUGUGUGUGUGUGUGUGUGUGUGUGCGCGCGCGUUACUGCGCGCGCGGCCGGAGACGGCGGAUUCCCAUCACAACCAAGAUGGCGGCGGAGCGGACAGCCGGCUCGGCUCAGUGACUGACAGACACAAGAAGCCUCGUAUCGGUUGGACACCUAACGGUUAGACUCUGAGAGGAAAAAAAAAAAAAACAUAAAAUAAAAACAACACCCGCGCAGGUCACCUCACCUUUUCGGUACCGACAGUGCUGUGAUGAACCAACACCGGUAGACGACACCGGCCGAAGUUGCGUGUUAGGACUAAUUUGACGUCCACAAGCGGGGGCAGUUGGCGGGGAUGGGAGAUGAUGGAGGACAAAGGCCCUCGUGUAGCCGACUACUUUGUGGUGGCUGGUCUGACGGAUCCGUCCAAGCCGUUGGACCAGGAGAUCCACUUUGAUGAUGUCUGCCACAAGACAGCCAAGCCUAAGGCGCCCAUCACCGAUGUGGCGGUGGUGAUUCGCUCGAUGGGCGAGGAGGUGCCGCCAGGGUUCACUUGCAUAGAGGAAACACCAACCGGCCUUUCGGCUGAUCUUAACAAUGGCGGCCUCAUGGCGCCCCAGAUCUUCCUGUGCUACAGGCGGGGUCGUGACAAGCCACCACUCACUGACCUGGGCGUGCUGUAUGAGAUGAAGGAGCGACUGAAGCAGGGCUGCCACCUCAUCCAGACCACACCCUCCGGUCGUCCAGCCAACAUCAGCGGCAAUUCCUCCCAGCGGAUCUACGUAACCUACCGCCGGGCGCCUGAGAGCCAGCCGCACACCGCCCUGGCCGUCACCGACAUCUGCAUCAUCAUCCCGAGCAAGGGAGAGACGCCCCCACACACCUUCUGCAAAGUGGAGAAGAAUCUCAACAGCAGCAUGUGGGGCUCCUCUGUCUACCUGUGUUAUAAGAAGUCUGUGGCCAAAACCAACACAAUAGCCUACAAAGCAGGUUUAUUCAGCAGAUAUCCAGAGGAGGACUAUGAGUCAUUCCCUCUGCCAGAGUCUGUCCCUCUCUUCUGCCUUCCUAUGGGGGCCACAAUCGAAUGCUGGCCAGCUAACACCAAAUACUCCCUCCCUGUUUUUUCCACCUUUGUCCUCACCGGAGCCUCUGGAGAGAAGGUGUACGGUGCUGCCAUUCAGUUCUAUGAGACCUACCCGCAAGAGUGUCUGACUGAUCAGCAGCGCUCCCAGCUGGGUCUCCUGAGCCCAGAUCCACACAAACCCUCCUCCUCCAACACUACGGUGACAGCCACCAACAGCACCACUAACAGCACCACCACCCCACGCUCAGUCUACACCAACAAGUGUAUCUGUCUGCUUUCCCACUGGCCCUUCUUUGACGCUUUUCGCAAGUUUCUCACAUUCCUCUAUCGCUACUCCAUCUCCGGUCCUCAUGCCCUGCCCAUCGAGAAGCACAUCUCUCAUUUCAUGCACAAAGUUCCCUUCCCUUCCUCUCAGAGGCCUCGCAUCCUGGUGCAGCUUUCCCCUCAUGACAGCUUGAUGUUGAGCCAGCCAGUGUCUUCUCCUUUACCACUCAGUGGUGGUCGAUUUUCCAUGCUGCUCCAGAACCUCGGACCAGAAAACGCCGUCACCUUGCUGGUGUUUGCUGUCACUGAACAUAAGAUCCUGGUCCACUCGUUACGACCCGCCGUACUGACCAGCGUCACUGAAGCUCUGGUGUCUAUGAUUUUCCCGUUCCACUGGCCGUGCCCGUAUAUUCCUCUGUGCCCCCUGGCGUUGGCUGACGUGUUGAGCGCCCCCUGUCCAUUCAUUGUAGGAGUGGACUCCCGCUACUUUGAUCUUUAUGACCCCCCACCAGACGUGAGCUGCGUGGACCUGGACACAAACACCAUCUUCCACAAUGAAGAUAAGCGAGCCCUCACAUGGAAGAUCCUGCCAAAGAAAGCCUGUAAAAACCUAAUGAAUGUGCUGAGCAAUCUCUACCAGCAGCUGGUUGACGGUCAGUACCGUCCUGAUGGGCUGCUGGAGCUGAGCAUGAGUGAUUCGUCAGAGCUGAGCUGCGGGAAGAGCCUCCACAUGCUGGAGCUGGAGAUCCAGGAAGCCUUCCUGCGCUUCAUGGCAGCCAUUUUGAAAGGCUACCGUUCAUUCUUACGACCUAUCACCCAGGCACCUUCUGAGAAAGCCACAGACGCUAGCUCGCUUUUUGACUUGCAAGGGUUCUUGAAGAGCCGCGACCGCUCACACCAGAAGUUCUACACGCUGAUGACCAAAACCCAGAUGUUUAUCCGCUUUAUUGAGGAAUGCUCCUUUGUCAGCGACAAAGACGCCAGUCUGGCCUUCUUCGACGACUGUGUGGACAAAGUGGACAGUGACAGGCCGGAGGAGACCAGGCUGAUAGAGAUUGAUGAAUCCCAGCGCAGUGAGCACACAGUCUUUAUCACACCUCCAGAGCUGCCUCCUCUGCCUGAGGGGGAGGAAUAUCCACUAUGCUACAGGUACGAUGGUUUCCCAGUGUUAAGUCUUGACCUGUUUGACCCUGUGGAGGGCCUGCGGACCCCUUCCUCCCGCCUCGCUGCCAGGCACAGCUGUCCCACCAGCCCUGCCCCCAUGUUUAGACGUACAAAGCAGGAGAUCAAAUCAGCCCAGAAGAUAGCCAAGAAGUACUCGUCCAUCCCCCAGUUGUGGUCCAAGUGCCUGCUCCGUCACUGCUACGGCCUGUGGUUCAUCUGUCUGCCAGCAUACGUGAAGGUGUGCCACUCCAAGGUACGGGCACUUCGCACCGCCUACGAUGUCCUCAGGAAGAUGCAGGCAAAGAAAUUGCAGCCCCCUGACGAGGUCUGCUACCGGGUGCUGAUGCAGCUGUGCGGACAGUAUGGCCAGCCUGUCCUGGCAGUCAGGGUCCUCUUUGAGAUGAAGAAGGCUGGAGUCCACCCUAAUGCCAUCACUUACGGCUACUAUAACAAGGCGGUGUUGGAGAGCACGUGGCCCUCCAGCACCAGAGGAGGAUACUUCCUGUGGAUGAAGCUGAGAAAUGUCGUUCUGGGCGUGGCGCAGUUCAAACGGGCGCUGCGGCGACACGCUCCCCUCACCCAGAGCCCUCUGUCAGAUGGCAGCGACCUGGACGCUGUGAGUCACGGCAGCCUGGAUAGCUCUGCCGACACUAACCUGGCCGAGCAGGGCCCCUACGCCACUGACUCCGUCACAGUAGACCCCACUGAUGAUAGAUCUAGCACAGGGGAUCAGUCAGAUUUGGGUUAUAACUCACUGUCCAAAGAGGAGGUUCGGAGAGGAGACCCCGGCGCCCAGGACAUGGCCCCUGACAAAGAUGACAAGAAGGAGAGCGACUGCAGCUCCUUGUCCGAGACAGAGAGCGCCAAGGGAAGUAAAGACUGCCUCCCUCAGCUGGACAUGGAGGUCCAUUCCUCCUUCAAAUCCCGUGGCAUUGUUCGCAGCAGCUGUCCAUACGACGAUUCAUCCUGUAAACCCAAGAGCUCCGCCAGCACAGGCCACGUUGCAGGUCUCCUCUUCACUUUCUCCCUGGAUGAGAUCGGUGAGGUCCAGACCAACAGUUUGCUCAGGAGACAUAAGAGUGCCCUGGAGGAGGUGGUGGGCAGCGCCAGCAGCGGCUCAGCUCUUGACUGGCAGGGCGUGAGGAGCCGCCGGCUGAGCGGCGACACGGUGGGCAGCAGCAGCAGUGGCACCACUGUCCUCGGCCUGGGUAUGAGCCAGGGUGAAACCGACCCAGAUAAGAUCGCAGAACAUUUGGGCGCAGAUGUCAAAAUUCUCUCUGGUGCCAACUUCAAUAAGAAGAGGCCUCGGUCACUGGCUCUGGGUGGAUUAGAGGGGGCGGCUGCUAAGGCAGGCGCUGCCAGGAGUCAUGAUCACAGGGAGGAGAAAGAGGAGAUGGAGAGACAGGACUCCAGUGAUGAGGACAGAAGUAAUACAGAGGCAAUUUUUGAUUUGGAGGAUCUGGAUUUAGACAAGCCUGCCACAAAGGCUGGCAUCGGCUCUCACAAAACCAACAAAUCUCAUAAGAUACCUGUCGAACGCAGCGCCAGCUACAGUGGCAUGAGCACCGAGACAUCCAGAGGAGCUGUCAAGCGCACAGGCAUUGAGACGGGCUACGACCCUCUAUCCCUGCUGGCAGCAGAGUCACAGUCCGAGCAGGAAAAUGAGGAUCAGUACCCAGAGGGGGACGAGGCCAGCACGCCGAGCGCCCGUAGGCACCUGGCCAGGGAGAUCGAGCUCUACAUGAACCACAUGGGCAGCCCGCUGAGCAGCCGUACACCCAGUCUGGACCUGCAGGACCCUGCCAGCCCCCUCCUCCUCCACCCCUCCUCACUCUCUGCCCCCCGCAGAGCCAGCCUGCCCCACACCUCCCCCCUCAGGACUGCUGGAGUAACGCGCUCCCGCACCUUCCACCCACCCUCGCCCUCCCAACCCAUCUCACGCCAACGUCUAUGGUCGUCACCGCCCUGUCGCAGCUCUAGCACCACCCCCAGCCCAUACAGUGAGAGGACAGACAGGAUAAGCCUGGCGUCACCUUCGCCCUCCUCCUCCUCGUUCGCUCUGGACACUCUGCUCACACCAACACUUGAUGUAUUCAAGACCAGUGUGUUCUCUGCUGGGAAGGGCGUGGCAGAGAAGGCAAGCCGCUGGUAUUCCCGCCUUGCCACAUACACCACACCUACCAAGGACGGUCAUAGUGACCGUCUGAGUGUGUCCUCCCUCGGUGCUGGGGAUCCAGACUGCUCCUCCCUGCUGGAUGAGGAGGAAUGUGGGGAGUCAGAGAGGUCCGAGGUCUCUCCACAGAGGAACGGCCCUGCGGGGCCCCGCAGGAGCCCCAGACGCAGCCCCCUCCGCAGCAGACUGGAUAGCCCCACUGCAGGCUCCAGCCUUGGGAGACCCACAUCUCUGCUCCCUGGAUGUGUCCUCUCGCCUCCUGGCUUCCCUCUACCAGACAAGUCGGACCUCGGCUCUUCACGCUACACCAGCAACACCAGCAUCUUCAACAACUACGCCAUGGAGCUGCUGAUCUCCAGCUGUUCUCGCUGUAAGACGUGUGACUGCCUGGUGUACGACGAGGAGAUCAUGGCUGGCUGGACGGCAGACGACUCCAACCUGAACACCACCUGCCCCUUCUGUGGAAACCCCUUCCUGCCCUUCCUCAACGUGGAGAUCAGGGACAUGCGAGGACCCGGCAGGCUUUUCCUGAAGGGCAGCCCGUCGGUGGAUGAGGCGAUGACCUCGUCGUACUCAGCCUCCACAGGUUUGGACACAGGGACCUCCACCUUGUCCACCCCCUGUCCUACAACAGCUGUAUUCCCUCCCUCCCCUGUGAUUGCUGUCCAGGAGUGCUCCGGGAGUGGAAGGACUCGAGCAACCAGGGUUCAAGGUAUCAACAUCCCCACAGACCGCCGGCAGGGGGCGCUGUCCCCCGGCACGCCCAUGGCCCGCAGCGUCAGCGCCUUCGGUCCUCUGGACGAAGCAUCCCGACUCAACCGCUGUGUGCCGACGUCAGGCAGCCUGCCCAGCCGUCUCAAUGAAACCACUGACCCGCUGAGUAUGGAGUGGCGGCUCCACAACCCCGAGCCGGUGACGGUUCCCUACCUGAGCCCGCUGGUGCUGUGGAAGGAACUGGAGAGUCUGCUGGAGAACGAGGGCGACCCGGUGAUCACAGAGGCCGACAUGGUGGACCAUCAUCCCAUCAUCUACUGGAACCUGGUCUGGUACUUCAGGCGGCUGGACCUGCCCAGCAAUCUGCCCGGUCUCAUCCUCACCUCUGAGCACUGCAACAGAGACUCCCAGGUUCCUCGUCACUGGAUGUCAGAGGACAGUAAACACGUGUUGAUCCAGAUCCUGUGGGACAACCUCAAGCUGCACCAGGACCAAAUCCAGCCUCUCUACAUCCUCUGGAACACAUACAAUGUGGGUUACCCUCUGUCCCGGCCGGUGUCGGAGGAGGAGAAGCGGUUCAGCGAGGAGUUACUGCAGAGUGUGGUGAAGAGCAUCCAGAGGAACGACGUCAGCCGGCCGAUGGCUCAGCUGCUGCAGCUGCUGGGCCAGACGCUCGGGGUCAAACGGCAGAGGAGUUUGUACAGGGACAUCCUCUUCCUCUCCCUGGUGGCUCUGGGAAAAGAUAACAUUGAUAUUGACGCCUUUGAUCGUGAGUACAAGUUGGCGUACGACCGCCUCAUGCCGAGCCUGGUGAAGCUGACCCAUAACUGUGACCGCCCUCCCAGCACGGGGGUCAUGGAGUGCCGCAGGACGUUUGGAGAGCCUUACCUGUAAACACUCACCUUCACACACCACGAUUAACUCUCACCACCCACGUCAUUGCUUUAAGACGAGCUCAGGAAACCUGUUGGAAGACUGUGAAUGUGCACUACGGUAACGUUAAGUGACCAUAAAGGUACAGUUGACAGCGAUCAGCGUUAUGUAGCCCGAAACAACAACAAAAAAGUUGAUGAUGGAAACACACACACACACACACACACCGUUCAUAAACAAUUUCAUCCAGUGGCGCUUACCUGGUUUCUUUGGAAAUCCUGUGAAAAUUAUACAAAUAUACUGUAAAUACACAGUUGAGGAUCUUUUUUAAAUGCAACAUUUAUAUUGUUUAGUCAUACAGCAUAUGAAGACUAAUAUUAGCAAUAUUUUAACUUGAACUCUAUUUAUACAAAGUAAGCUUUAUUUAUUGUAGUGUUUUAUGGUGUCCUGUGGUCGCUGGGCGUCGUCGUCUCGCAGUUUAAACCAGAGCGACCUGAACGCCCACUGCUCAUUUCCAACAAACCGUGGAAAAGAUGCUGCAGUGUGGAUUCAGUGUCUGUUGUAAGUGAUGACUUAGUUUCUGUGCUUUACGAGUUUAAAUUAGAGCUGCAAUGAUCAGUCAAUCCACAACUGUUUCGAUAAUUGAUUAAUGGUUUCAGUCAUUAUUCAAGCAAAAGUGCGAAACAUUCUCUGGUUCCAGCUUCUCAGAUGGGAGGAUUUCGGUAAAUGUCAAUUGAAUAUUUUCAGGUUUUGGACUGUUGGCCGGACAAAACAAGCAAAUAAGACAUAACAGUGGGAAAUUCUAAAUAGCAUUUUUCAUGAUUUUGUAACAUGUUGUAGACAAAACAAUUAAAUGUUUAAUCCAUGAAUUGACAAAUUAAUCAGCAGAUUAACCAGUAAUGAAAGUAAUCAUUAGUUGCAGCCCUAAUUUAAAUGUUUAAAACCACUUUUUAAGCUGCUUUUAAUGUUAGUCCUGUAUCUGAAGAUAAAUGUCCGCUGUGCUGCCACCACCAGUUACAAUACUGCUCUACAUUUCAUUAUAAUGUAAAGUUUUGUUCCAAAAACAGUAUAUUUUUAGUUUGUUUACAAAACAGUUUUUGAACUUUAAAUAUUUCAUCACCGUAUAAACAAUAAUAAACUUUUUUUUUUUUUAGUUUUCUUCACCAGUGGAAAGCUGCGCUGUUCGUUAAAUCAAAUCUCAGUGUUACUAUUCAUCGUCUUCGUACUAAACGUGUUGACUAUUUGGAUGAAGGGAGGCCGCUGACGCAACACACACACACACCUGUGAUCAUCAGGUGUCGUUUACAUGAAUUUCCACGGUUUUAUCCAAAUUGAGGGAUUAAUUUAAGGUUCGGAGAGAGCUCACUACAGUAUUAACGGUUUUUCCCAAAUAUACAGAAGCUGCUCUGAAAAACCAAAUAAGAUGCCAGCACAGUCACUUUUCUGUCCGUGGUCACUGUCAACGCUGAUCAACAAUGAUUUAACACACAUUUUGGCCGCCAUUUUGUUGGUUUACGGUUCUUCACAAAAGCCUAGGGAAAAAUCUAAUAUAUAUCGCAACUUGGAUUUUAUUUUUGUAGUUUUAGCCUCAUUUCUGUCGGUUACUAUAACACUGUACUCACCAAAAAAAAAAAAUUGCUGCCACCGCUACAACGAAGUCCGACAAUCAGACAACAAACAAGUUUAUCCAGAUUCCCUAAACCACUUUAUUUGGAGGUAAAACAGGAAGUGAGCACAUGUGAUUUGUUGGUAAUGAUCCCUCAUUACACAUCUUUCGUUUAUGCUUUUGUUUUACACCUGUGGUACAAAUUGUUAAACCAGCCUCUGGUUCUUCAACCACACAACUGAAUGUUAAUGCAGUCUCGUGUUAGGCCUGCGACAGUAUUGAAUGACUUAAAUCUCAGAACCGUUCUGUUAUGCCGGGUUCAGACUACACAGAUAUUUGUCUGUUACGAUGGUCACUGUGUCAGAUUAGGCGAGUCAAAUUCUUGCAGAGAGACAUGUCAGACUACACAUUGGCUCUCAACCAUUCAUAGCCUGUCACGAUUUGCGUGAUGUCAUUGGGAAGGAUGUGCUAGGGGCCGACUUCCAGGAGCAAGAAUGUAAACAACCAAUGGCGUCCGAUGCAGUGUGUGUGAUGCUGUCUUGUGUUCGCCUAAAAAAAAUAAAUAAAGAAAAACGACUGCGACCUUAACCUCUGUUUCACAGUUCCACCUCGCAGCACCAACAGCAUCAUUCCUCCUUCACUUCGCCAUGUUUACAGUUGAACAGCUCUUAUUGGUCAGCGUUUGAAACAUGUUGUGGAAUUUUUCAAACUCUGCGAGAGAAGGCAAAAUAAAUUCCUGACACGCUCGUCUUUCUGUCGGGACGUAGUGCGGCGUCGGUUGUCGUCCAUUAUGAUACACUAAAAAACAAUCGAUUGUCGUGCCCGGCGCCCUACGUCUGUCGGGUUGAGCCGUUAUUGGGCUGAUAUCUUGUAGUCUGAAUCCCACAUUAGUGUGUUUCCGUAUGACUCGAAGGGGACAAACUCAAGCCAUUGUGCUGAUGAGCUCUGAAUCAUUGUUUUCUGCAAUUUCCCCAAGCUGCAUUGAGAUUUUAUGAUUGUCAUUGCUUUGUUUUUACUUUCAAAUAUCUGGGUUCUAUAAAAAGCCCAUGGUGCAGCAGAGACGCCACAGCUUUGGGAAAAUGUUUUAAAUAUGCCCCAAGGUAACAUCCGGCCAUCUUGUUUCAGUACCUGCUGUAUGUAAGUCAUACAGCAGCUUUAUUGCCACCAUAUCAACUUGAAACCAAAUUUCAGUGCUCACAGGAAAUGCUAAUGAUGCAGUAACAGAUGGCAGAAUAGCGGUUUUUAACGUUUGCUGUUUCAGGAAACGCGUUAGAACCACAUUGAACAGAACUUCUAGAUCCCUCUGAAGCAAAUGUCCAACUGUGUUUCAUCAGUGCAAAGAUUUUUUAUCAAAACAUGCUGCUGUUUCCACGCAGAUCAUCCUCUACUCUCAUGCAGCACAAAUGGGAAAAUUUAAACCAUCAAUAUCCAGAUUUUGUUUUAGUCCAAACCAUUUUCAAGCUGUUUCGUCUCUACAGUCACUGAAAACUAGAGAGUUCAUAUUCUGUGUUAGUCUGAGGGGAUGGACAUGACUGACUGAGUUUUAUUUAACAUGCACUAGUGUUUUGUAAAAGCACGGCAGGUAAAUCAGGACUUUAAUAUUGAAAAUGCAAAACAAAACGCUCACAGGACGCACAAAUGUGUAACUUCAUAUUUGCGAAUGUUUACAUACUGAGGUUUAUAAAUGGGUUGAAAGAUUUUUCUUCUGGAUGCAAAAUCUCUGUACACAUUUGCACGUCUACUUCUGCAUUUUUUAUAGGUAAAGUGUGAUUUUAUUUACACGAAAAUGAGGGAAGUGAAACAGAUAUUUGUCGCGGGUUAUUCAAGUUUUGAAGAAUGUGGGAGAUUCUGUCGGGAAAACCUGACCAAAUAGAUUCUGGAUAGAACUGGAUUUUGGCCGGAUAAGAACUUGUCAGUGUCACCACACAUUAUUGUUUCCAUGUAUAUGUUAAUCAAAAGUGAUGACUGACAGACUGAUAUGAUGGUUGAAGGAGGACCCUCGAGUCUAAACUCAUGACGGUCUCAUGAAUGUCGACCACGUGUGUGAUUUGUGGAAACCAAUACUGGAAAAGUCAGCAAGCUGCACUUUGCCCCAAAAAGUGAACUGACUGCUUUUAGCUUGAUAAUCCUGUCGAGCCGGCGGGUCCAAGGGGACACGCUGACUUUGAUGUCAGCAGCUGGAAGAGCUGCCAUUCAUCUGUGGAUUUUUGUUGUGUUAAAAAGUUGUACAAAUGAAUGAUUUUGCAGAAUCUGGGGCCAUGUACAUUUUAACUCGCCCUUUGUAGAAAUCACAUUUUAUAACAGUUUAUUCACACAUGUAAAGGUCCUUUAAUAGCUGUGGUGAAGGUUCUGUACAGCGACCAGAUCUACCGGACUGUUUAAUUGUAAAUAAAAUCACUUACAUGCUCA
Siniperca chuatsi (mandarin fish) is the source of this 10329-nucleotide messenger RNA. RefSeq names its product C-myc promoter-binding protein-like. Gene Ontology annotation, molecular function: protein binding. The transcript has 32 exons. The coding region runs from base 405 to 6335 and encodes 1976 amino acids. Gene Ontology annotation, cellular component: ESCRT I complex; cytoplasmic vesicle. The record is from RefSeq and is a predicted model, not a curated record. Gene Ontology annotation, biological process: regulation of Rab protein signal transduction. NCBI's taxonomy places the organism in Eukaryota, Metazoa, Chordata, Actinopteri, Centrarchiformes, Sinipercidae.